Cinara cedri is the source of this 3265-nucleotide messenger RNA. The record is from the annotation of a GenBank genome assembly. Lineage: Eukaryota; Metazoa; Arthropoda; Insecta; Hemiptera; Aphididae.
GGAUUAUGAAAGCCGUAAUAACAGCAAAAUUUAUUUUUUAAAUUUUAGACUCAAGUACCUACAGUUUAUUAUUUUUUUUAAAUCGGUAUUAUUAAAAAUAAACAAAUAUGUUAAAUUUAAGUAAAUGUUUAUGUGGUAUAGGUAAAAAACUGAAUCCUAAUAUUACAAUCAGCAAAGUAAUGUUACUUGAUUGAAUUAAUAAAUCAUAUAGUUUGAAUUGUCUAUUAUUUAUUUUAGGGACUACUAUUAAAACCCAAUCAAUUCAUUCAUCGUCAACCAUUCGUUAACAAAACAUCAAUAUCAUCAAAUUUAAAUGUAAGGAUAAAGUCACAAUUUUAAGGUAUUUAAUGGUACCAUAUUAAAUACUUAUAAAACUAAUAAGAUUUAAAUCAGAUCCAUUUUAAUAUCCUUAUUAGGUAUACACACUGAAAUACACUCUUUGAACAUUAAACAUAUUAAGUACUUAUAAAUUAUUUAUGUGUUUAUAAUUUAAUUACAGUUGAAUGUGUGGAAAAAAUCCUUUAGUAAUGUUCAUAAAGUAGAUGCCGAUCCAAAAUAUGUUGGUUACUGGUUUCUUGGUUGCAGUGGAAUGGUUUUUGUUGCCGUUGCAUUGGGUGGUAUCACCAGACUUACAGAGUCUGGAUUGUCUAUGGUCAACUGGAAACUAUUGGGUGAAAAAUUGCCAACUACUCAGCUUCAAUGGGAAGAAGAAUUUGCAAAAUACCAACAAUAUCCUGAAUUCAAAAUGUUAAUAUAAUCAUUGUGACUAUUCGACAUUUAAAUAAUUAUAUAUAUAUUCAUUUAAGGAAAAACUCUACUAUGACUAUUGAAGAAUUUAAAUGGAUAUGGUGGAUGGAGUACGCUCACAGGACAUGGGGCCGAUGUAUAGGCGCUGCAUUUUUCAUUCCUAUGGCUGGAUUCUGGCUGACUCGUAAAUUUAGUCGAACCACUAAAAUACAUUCUUUGAUUUGUUCCGUAUUGUUAGCUGGACAAGUAUGCCAGUAUUAAAUAAUAUUAUACUAUGAUACUACUCAUACAAUUUUUAUUCUUAUUCUUAUAUUUUAGGGUUUGAUGGGAUGGUAUAUGGUGAAAUCGGGCCUAGAAAAUAGAUUCGACAAACCCACAGAUGUUCCAAGAGUAUCACAGUAUAGAUUAGCUUCUCAUCUGGGCUUAGCAUUUGUAUUGUAUUCAUUCCUUCUAACAAAUUCAUUACGCAUUCUUUUACCUGUUAAAAUUACUGGAGUUGUUACUAAAAAGUUUGUUGGACUUGCAAUGGCAGCUAAAGGACUAGUCUUUCUGACAGCCAUGUCUGGUGUGUAUAUUAAUGCAUUAUUAAUUGAAAUUGUAUAACUAGAAUAGACAUAAGUAUCUAUCAAUCCAUUUUAUUAUCUAUAUUAAAUUUAUACAGAAUUUAAUUACAGAUUAUAUUUCUAAAUUUGGCAUUACUUUAUAAUAUUUUUUUUUCUUAUACAAUACAAAAAAAAAAAAAUUAGUAAAGGUAUUACUCUUUCUGGCUCUUUCUUACAAUGUCCAGUUAGUGCUAACCGGUUGUUAAAUUUAGCAAAAUUCUGUUAGUUAACUCACGGUUAGCGCUUUAAUAUUAUGAAUCUACUUAAUAGAUUCAAUUUUUAGGUGCAUUUGUGGCUGGAUUGGAUGCUGGAUUGGUUUAUAAUUCAUUUCCAAAAAUGGGUGACACCUGGGUACCUGACGAUAUAUUACAAAUGAAACCUGUAUUUAGCAAUAUUACAGAAAAUCCUACAACAGUGCAAUUUGAUCAUAGAAUAAUGGUAACCAAUAAAAUUUAUUUUAAAAUUAACUGUCUGUAUAAUUAGAAUUUGUUUUAUUAAUUAUUUUUACAGGGAAUAAGUACUGUAUCAAUUUUAUCAGCCUUAUACAUUAUGUCUCGUAAAAGUAAGCUACCCCCAAGAGCUAAAGCAGCUUCCACUGCAUUAGCUGCAUUUGCAUGGUGCCAAGUAAUUAUCGUUUCAUAAAUUUUGAAAAUAAAUGUAUGUAUUACUUAACAGCUAUAAAUCAUUUCAAUUUUUUUUUUAGAUGGGAUUAGGAAUUUCUACACUUCUUACUUAUGUUCCUGUGUCACUGGCGGCUGCUCAUCAAUCAGGUUCACUCACCUUACUUUCACUUGCUCUAUGGCUUGUUCAUGAAAUUAAAACAUUACCUAAAGUUUAAAUUUCAAUUAUUAUACUAGUUUAUGUAAUAAAAAGUAAGAUUUAAACAAAUAUAACAAUCAAUUAAUUUUUAAAAACCAAUUAUUGUUAACUGUCAUUUGAUAUUUGUGUUAAAUGUAAUAUUCAAGAUGAAAUAAUUGAAUUAUAUUUAGUAUAUUAGUGUUUAGAAAUUAUUAAUGACAUUUUAAAUUUUUAUCAGGACCUUAGAUGGAAAACUGUUGAGUAUACUCUAUAACAGCAGUUCUUAACCUUUUCAUGUUCGUGCACCAUUUGCACAUUUUUAAAUUUUUUAAUAUGAUUAACUUGAUAUGGUUAUAACUUUUUUUUACUCAUCAAAAAAAAUAAAAUGUGUAAAAUGGAGCUUUUUAUUAUUAAAUUUACGUAAUUAUAAGCAUUUAAUACGCAAAAGUAAAAUUAAAUAUGUAUUCUGUACAGUUAUUAUUUUAGAUUCAGAGCUUAGCAAGGGAUCUAUUGGUUUUACAUUAUUGUUUUUUUUUUGUAUGCCUGUGAGCAACUUUUCCAUCAGAAAUCUUGUUCUGAACUGUUCAGUGUAACAUUUUUUCUUUAUUACAUUGAAAAAGACAUUUUUUGAUUUUCUGAGCUGUUUUUGAAAUAAUUGGGAAUACAUGAAUAAACAUAAAGUGAAAACUGACAAAUUUACAGCGUUACAAUUUCAUUAUUUUAAAUUUUUAUGCUUUCUGUUUUCUACCAAAAAUAUUACUCCCAAUUUGAAAAUAACAAGAUUUCUUUUUUGUUGAAUUUUUAAUCUAAUUUAUAACCAAGAAAUGUAGAUUUUUUAAAUCAAAUUUUCACGAAAAUCGUAAAUAUUACGACCUUUCAAAACAUGUAUAGCUGAACUUCACUCACAUUUUUUGUUAACAAUAGCUUAUUGUUGGUUACUGGUAUACAUUUUAAAUAGCUUUCUAUAUCCCACCUUUCUAACUAUCCACCUUAAAAAUUAAAAAUCUUAUAAGAAUAAAUUUUAUCUUUAAGUUCAACUCUUUUCUUUUUACCACUAAAGAAAACUCCUAAUGAACCUUGUAUAAAAUCUUUGGGUAUUUUUACAGAGCUAAAAAAUU